Molecule: messenger RNA, 1521 nt
Organism: Vanessa atalanta (red admiral)
Lineage: Eukaryota; Metazoa; Arthropoda; Insecta; Lepidoptera; Nymphalidae
Product: cytochrome P450 4c3-like
Exons: 10
Coding region: 1-1521 (506 amino acids)
Molecular function (GO): iron ion binding; oxidoreductase activity, acting on paired donors, with incorporation or reduction of molecular oxygen; heme binding
Source: RefSeq, a predicted model, not a curated record
AUGAUCGCCUAUACUUUGUUUGUGGUAGUUGUGUUGUGGAUUAUAAUGUACAGAUAUCGAAGGAGAAGAAUGUAUAAGCUGGCUUCGGUCAUUCCUGCGCCGAGUGGCGAGUUGCCCGUUAUAGGAAUAGCGAGUCAAUUGACGGGUAAUACAGAAGAUAUAAUGUUCUCAUUACAAAGAUUCAGCUACUCAGCUAUGGAAAACGACGGCAUAAGCAAAUGCUGGUUGAAUCACCUUCUUUACUUCGUAAUAUGCAAUCCUGUCGAUUUAGAGAUGAUACUGAAAAACAGCCUUGAAAAAGAUGACGUACAUAGAUUUUUGCAAAAGAUCAUCGGUUUUGGCGGUAUUUUUGCACCAGUUUCGAUAUGGAGACGGCGCAGAAAGAUCAUGAUUCCAGCUUUUACCCCAAAAAUAAUAGAAAAUUUUUUUGAAGUUUUUUCGGAACAUAGCGCGAAUCUUUUAGAAAAAUUGUCAAAAAAAGCUGGAAUAGGUUAUUUCAGUAUUUAUCCAUUUUUAAGUGCUUAUACUUUGGAUUCAGUUUGUGAAACAGCAAUGGGGGUUAAAAUUAAUGCGCAGAACGAUUCGAAUACACCGUUUCUGACGUCACUAAAUUUACUUAUGGACAUUGUAUGUAAAAGAACUUGUCAUUUAUGGUUACAACCUGACUGGCUGUUUAAAUUAUUUCCACAAUAUUCAAAACAUGAGGCGGGAAUCAAAAUCUUACACGAUUUUACAGAUGAUGUAAUACAAAAGAAACGAGCCGAAUUAAAGAAAGACAAAAACCUUCAGCCGAAAGCCGUUGUCCAUUACAAUUUAGAGGAUUAUCAAAGGAAGAAUUUACUUGACCUAUUAAUAUAUCUCUCUGGAAGUGAAAAAGGAUACACAGAUCUUGAACUACGUGAGGAAAUUCUGACUUUGACUAUUGCUGGCACAGAUACCACUGCCGCUUGUUUAGGAUUCACCUUACAGUUGCUGGCUAGGUAUCCAGAAAUACAAGAAAAAGUAUAUGAAGAGCUAUCUGAUGUUUUAGACCCAAAACGGCCAAUUGUUAAAGAUGAUUUACAAAAAUUAAAAUAUUUAGAGAGAGUCAUUAAAGAAUCUCUAAGGCUCUUUCCUCCCGUACCUUUUGUCGUUCGAAAAAUAGAGACUGACAUUGCGUUACCGUCUGGGCGAGUAUUGCCCGGUGGUUCAGGUAUAUUGGUGUCUAUUUGGGGAUGUCACCGUGAUCCAAAGUACUGGGGUCCGGAUGCCGAACACUUUGAUCCGGACAGGUUCCUUCCAGAGCGUCUGAAUUUGAAACAUGCCUGUUCUUUUAUGCCAUUCAGUAAUGGGCCAAGAAACUGUGUCGCUACCCAAUUCGCUUACACGUCGAUCAAGACGUCACUAUCGACCCUACUUCGUAAUUAUAAAGUCAUCGGAGCACCAGAGAAAGGUCCGAUACCUCAAAUCAAAGUGAAACUGAACCUUAUGCUGAAGGCUGUUGACGACUACCAAGUUUCUUUGGAAAAGAGAAAAAUUUGA